This is a messenger RNA of Fusarium subglutinans, 792 nucleotides long. RefSeq names its product major facilitator superfamily mfs-1. The coding region runs from base 1 to 792 and encodes 263 amino acids. The transcript has a single exon. NCBI's taxonomy places the organism in Eukaryota, Fungi, Ascomycota, Sordariomycetes, Hypocreales, Nectriaceae. The record is from RefSeq and is a predicted model, not a curated record.
AUGGCAUCAACUACACGGGGCAAUAACACCUAUCAUCCUGUUCCGCGUUUCGACAUGGCAGCAGACAACGGUCCUUUGUUCUUGGGCGCGAUAUUCACAGACCUCGGCCUCGGACGCGCUGCUUUGAACCGGUCAAGCCGCAUCAAAAUCCGAGAGGAGCUGAAAUAUGCUCCAGUUCCCCAGAGUGGCUUUUGCGAAACCUGCUCAAAGGUCCGAGAAGGGAAGUUUGAGGCCUGGGUCAAAGCCUUCAGUGAGUAUGCUCGUGGUUCAGCAGCCAUCUCGGGCUCGAGCGACGCAGAAAACACUAUCACUUGCGAUGAGGUCUUGACAACGUACUUUGACCCAGAUGACAACUUCCUUGAUGCCACUUUCGCCAUCCCCCAGGUCCAGCUAGUACUUGAGGGCUCUUCUAAGUGGACAUCUGUGUUCUACAUGAUCACUGGGCUCAAGGUGGCUAAAGGCCUGGAGUACAACAAGUCCAAUACGAGUCAAGCAGAAGUCGAAGGACAGCUUGGUGUACAGGAACCACGGACAGGUACAGGGGCCGCUUUAAGCGGCAACAUACGCCGAGAGAAGAAUCGCAGUCUAGAGUUUUCUGUUUCUGAUAUCGUCGUCGGUUACCGUGUCAAUAAGUAUCGUUGUGUUCGGCGGCUUAACCUCUUCAAUAAAGAGAGAAAGUUCAUAGAUGAUGGACUCGUCAGAGGUGAAAUGAUGGAUGAUAUGGAGGACGAUGCCCCACAGCCACACGUUUCUUUCGAGUACUUACGCUUGUCGGAUGAAGAAAUAGCAUGA